AUGGUUGACGUAGUGUCAACGGAUCUUGAACAAGCUGCUGUCGAACUAGCUCGCAAGAGCAAACUGUUAUGGUUCUUGCUUCUAGGAUUUAUUUGUGAGUUUUGGCGAGAUUCAGUUGCUUCAUUUGAUUCUGCAACUAUUCCUAAGUUUGUUACCCAUUCUCUAAAUCAUUCUGAUUGGAAAUUAGCUAUGCAAGAAGAGAUGCUUGCUUUGGAGAAGAAUGGUACUUGGGAUCUUGUCCCUCUUCCUUCUGGUGAUGAUAUCGUGGGAAUCCAAGAGCUUAAGUCCAAUCUCCAAGCAAACUUUCAAGCAACAGAUUUGGGUCACUUGCAGUAUUCUUUGGGUCACCUACCUGUGGAUACUGCUAUGGAUUCUAAUGUAAAAUUAAUGGAAGACCAAGGUGCAUUACUAGAUGAUUCUGGACAAUAUCGAAGACUUGUGGGCAAGCUAAAUUAUCUCACUAUGACGAGGCCUGAUAUUUCGUUUGUAAUGAGUGUCAGGCAAAAGGCGGCGGUGAAGUGGCUCCGCGAGGGCGACGCUAACACUUCUUAUUUUCACUCCAUAGUUCGUCAGCGAAGGAGUUCUAAUUUUAUUGCUAGAAUUAAGGACGAGGGGGGCCGAUGGUGUGACUCUGAGCAACUCAUUACGGCCUCUGCAAUAGAUUUCUAUGCCAAAUUGUUUACAUCAGAGGCAGCAUGUAGAGGAGGCUUCCCCGAACCUCCUUUUGCGGUACCAGCAGUGGACAUGGAGUGUAAUGGCAGCCUGAUGGCGGUGCCGACAGCAGAGGAGAUCCGAGAGGUUGUUUUUGCGAUGGAGGUCAAUAGUGCUCCGGGACCCGAUGGCUUUGGAGUGGGGUUUUAUCAAGUUUGCUGGUCGAUCAUCAAGGACGACCUGGUGGCGGCGAUCUCGGUUUUUUUCCAAGGGGUGGGUCAACCACGGGGGUGGUCAAGCGCUCUUUUGGUUCUAAUUCCCAAGGUGGAGGGAGCCUGCCAAUGGCGGGACUUCCGACCAAUCAGCCUUUGUAAUGUAAACUCCAAAAUUAUCUCUAAGAUUUUGGCAACAAGACUCAACAAAGUGCUCCCGCAGAUUAUUGCACCAUGGCAAACAGGGUUCGUGCCAAGUCGAGGUAUCACUGAUAAUAUCUUGCUGGCUCAGGAGAUGGCACAAGAUCUAGAUAGGCGUCUGAAGGACCCGAACCUGAUUCUCAAGUUAGAUUUGGAAAAGGCAUACGAUAGGGUAGAAUGGCCUUUUCUGCUCUUCAUGCUCCGCCAGUUUGGAUUCCAGGAACAAGUGGUGGACUUGUGUUUUCGGACCUUCUCGAACUCAUGGUUCUCGGUGUUAAUCAAUGGACGGGGGAUUCAUGACUUGUUACUGGCACGGGAGAGUAGGUUUUACAUCUCCACUGGUUCACGCGUUCCCUACUUAGCAUUUGCAGAUGAUAUCAUGAUCUUUACACGGUGCUCGACCGACGCAUUGACCGCGAUUAAGGAUUUUUUGGCGUGGUACCAGGCGUUGUCAGGGCAAAAAGUCAAUGUCGAAAAGAGCUCGUUCUCCCCAGCAUCCGGGGCAUCGGCUGACCAGCUCCAGCUAGUACAGUCCAUUCUUGGGUUUCGCGAGCAAAGAUUACCGUUCCGGUACCUUGGGGUUCCGCUGGUAAAAGGUAGAAUUAGGUGUGUACAUUUUGAUGGGUUGCUCACCAAGCUGAGGCAACGGCUUUUCCAUUGGAGCUCCAAGAUGCUAACCAUGGGAGGCAAAAUAAUUCUUAUCCGGCAUGUGCUUAGCUCGAUCCCGAUGCACUUGAUCCAGGUGUUACAACCUCCCAAAGCGGUGUUUGUCGCGUUGGGAAGAAUCUGCAACGCCUUCCUCUGGGACCACUCCACAACGGAAAAGAGGGUGCACUGGGCAGCCUGGGAGAGAGUUUGCGCUCCAGAGGAGGAAGGGGGAUUGGGCUUCUGCUCUUUUGAGGAUAGGAUGAGGGCCUUUUCGUGCAAGCUAUGGUGGAAGCUACGGAGAAAGGAUUCUGCCUGGGCAGAGUUUAUGCACUGCAAAUAUGUGAAGGGGGUUCACCCAGCCAUUGCUAGGGUCGACCGGCCGCCGGCGUCGUGGCGGCGUUUGCUUGAAAUUCGCGAGUUUGCGGAGAAAAGGAUCCGCUGGUGUUUGGGUGAAGGCUUGGUUGAUUUUUGGCAGGAUCGUUGGUGCACGGAGGUACCACUGGCCCAACUCCUGGUGGGGUCGGAUUUGCCGUGUGUGCUCGUUGGUGAGCUCUAUUUCCAGAACGGUUGGGAUGUGGCAUGUCUUCGGCAAUGGCUGCCGGAGCCGCUGGUGUCGAUGAUUUUGGAGCUGCAAAUCUUCCCAGCGGAGAGGGAUCAAUUGGUUUGGAAGGGGUCACCCUCUGGAGAAUUUUCGGUAUCAACGGCUUGGGAGGAGCUCCGGCAUAAGAGGAAUGGGUCACUGUUGUGCAAGUUCAUUUGGAGUUCUGCUCUCCCAAAAAAACUCUCUUUCUUCGUCUGGCGUUUGGUAAAAAAUUGGGUUCCUUUGGAUGACCAACUGCAGCGAAAAGGUGUUCUUCUAGGGUCCAGGUGCUCUUGCUGUGAAAGGGCUCGGGAAACAGUGGGGCAUCUAUUUGGAUCGGGACCAGUGGCAUCAGUUGUCUGGGGGCAUUUUGGCAAACAAUUUGGUGUUAUGCAGAGGGGGUUCCACGCGGUUCCCUCGCUGCUAUUGUCAUGGUUCUUAUCUCACCAGUUGGUGACAGCGAAUCAUAUACGGGUGAUCGUUCCUGUGGCGUCCUUGUGGUUUAUCUGGCGAGCUAGGAAUCAUGCGCACUUCGAGGGAUCGAGAAUGAGCGCGGAGCGUAUUAUUGGGCAGGUGGGAAACCUCAUUGAGCAAUUGGGGGACGCGCAGAAAUUAGGGCGCGCAUUUCGGGGAGACGGGGAUUGUGUCUGGGCUAAAGGAAGGCAGGUGGUAGCAGGGCGGAGUCCGUCGCUGGUGGCAUGGGUCAAACCCCCUACGCAGUAUCUGAAACUGAACACGGAUGCCAGUGUCACUUCAGCGGGGGCUUUCGGAGGAGGCGUGGUCCGGUCCAGCGAAGGGAAGGUGAUCUUUGCCUUCUACAAGGAGUUUGGGGAGGUGAGUGUGGUACAUGCGGAGGCGCUUGCUCUACUCGCGGGUCUCCACUACUGCCAGGAAAGGCACUUCACAGGGGUAAGGGCAGAGAGCGAUUCGGAUACGCUCGUUCGAAUGAUCUCCUCGGGGGCUUUGGCAAACUGGCCACUAUGCAAUGUGCUGCGGAAGCUACGGUGUCUACUAGCAAACCUGGGGGCAACGGUUAGUCAUGUUUAUCGCGAGGCGAAUAUGGUUGCUGAUGCAAUGGCUUCGGCUCAAUUGGGACACGAAGUGGUGUACAACGGGGAAGAAGCGAUGCCACGUAGGAUUAAAGCUCUUCUGAGAUUAGAUAGGCUAGCAGUUCCUUAUGUUAGGCAUUAA
Coffea arabica (coffee) is the source of this 3483-nucleotide messenger RNA. RefSeq lists its product as uncharacterized. Lineage: Eukaryota; Viridiplantae; Streptophyta; Magnoliopsida; Gentianales; Rubiaceae. The record is from RefSeq and is a predicted model, not a curated record. Gene Ontology annotation, molecular function: RNA-DNA hybrid ribonuclease activity; nucleic acid binding.